This is a messenger RNA of Tuber melanosporum (Perigord truffle), 2864 nucleotides long. RefSeq lists its product as uncharacterized. Gene Ontology annotation, molecular function: ATP binding; protein serine/threonine kinase activity. The coding region runs from base 1 to 2547 and encodes 848 amino acids. The transcript has 5 exons. The record is from RefSeq and is a predicted model, not a curated record. Lineage: Eukaryota; Fungi; Ascomycota; Pezizomycetes; Pezizales; Tuberaceae. Gene Ontology annotation, cellular component: cytoplasm. Gene Ontology annotation, biological process: intracellular signal transduction; protein phosphorylation; regulation of MAPK cascade.
AUGGACUCGGCAAGCGCCUCGAACCGUUCAGAAAACAAACCUCACGGUCGACGUCUCACUAAGAAUCCCCCAUCAACCAGGGCGCCGCAUUUUGUAUCACCAGGCCUUCCCUCCGCAAAAUCGUGGUCUUCCGGAUCGAUCCAGAGGGCCCCGUCGGCUCCUGUCCUCCCUAGAUCAGCACAUGGGAAGACGACUGGAGGACACCAGCGAACUCCCACAUCUCCCAAUCCGCUGGCCUUUUCAUCCUCCUCUUCCUCGUUGGAGCAAACAAACCCCUCACCACAGCUUAAACAAGACGGGUUCCGACAGCAGGGGCAAUCCGACCUACCAAUACACCACUUCAAUCAACUUGGGGUAAGCUCGCGACCCGUCUCAGGGAGGCUCUCUGAGGAAUCGACAUCUGGGGGUUCCGGGUUUGAAACCUCAUCCAGAAGGAACACACUACGACGACCACCUCCACCUCCACUUGCCCACACCAAUACCAGUGAAAUGACAACCGCACCCUCCAGGCCACAAUUACGACAAUCAAACAGCUUCACGAUGGGUGAACGUACUACUUCCCCACCCAACCCGCCAAAGUCCUACACCACAGGCUCCGGCGGCGCUUUGAGCCCCAAGCGCAAUUCGGAUGAAGUCAGAACACAGGCUCCGCCAAGUGCAAAGUCAAAGACCGGUUUCUCAAAAUUUAUGAAUAGUAUGUUGGGUUCGCCAAAGAGGGUCGAGAUAUCGAAUCCCUCCGAUCCAGUCCAUCUGACCCAUGUCGGCUUUAAUUUUGUCACUGGGGAGUUUACAGGACUACCGAAGGAAUGGCAGCGGGUGUUACAGGAGAGCGGCAUAACGAAGAAGGAGCAGGAACAGCAUCCUCAGGCUGUGAUGGACAUUGUGGCAUUUUACAGUGACGUCAGCGGUGGGAAGGCGGAUGAUGGUGUUUGGAAGAAGAUUCCCCAGCAGGAUUCGCAUGCACUUGGCCUGCCCGGGCAGACGACGCCCGGGCCAUCUCCUCUGGUCAGCCCUCCGUUAAUGAGUCCUCCUAUUAGUCCCCGAUUCCCACCAAACCAUGAGCACAGCUUUGAGAACCCCCGUGCCCCUCCUCCGAUUCCGGCAGGUCAGAAGUCCCGCACUGGUCCCCUUUCCCCAGGACUUCCCCGGGAUGGAACCGGUAAUACACUUGUCCCCACACGUCCGGCGCCGCGUCCCCCGGCUUCUCCACCUAGGGAACUGGGACAUAUCAACCCCUACUUUCCAAGGGCAGCCCAACCCGCCCCUCCGCCUCCCCAACCUUCGUAUCAAGUGUCUCCCAUCGAACAAUUACAGCAGGAUACUUAUCAGCCGCACGAGGAGACUCGGGUGGCACCCGCACCGGCCUCGGUCACUGUUCACCAGAGUCCAAGGAUACCUAGAGAGCCAUCGCCUCCGAGGUCAAAUGAUCCCUUCAGAAACGGGCCCUACGAACCCAACGGUUCUCACGCUACUUCUAAGGUGAAGCAUUCGCCCGCGCUACAACAAACUCACUUUCAGCAACCCGCGAUCCAGCAUCAGAAUGCUUCCCCAACCAUUCAACAGGGUCCUACUCGUGCUCCCACGGCUAACUCCGGUCAAGUUGUUCAAGCUCAAGCGCCCCCUAGUGGAAAUGUUGGACCUGUCCCUGUGCAGAGACGUCAACAACACAGGAAGCAGCCCAGCAAGGAUAUCGACAUUGUGACUCGUUUGAACGCCAUCUGUACCGGUGGUGACCCUACCAAACUCUACCGUAGCCUGAAUAAGAUUGGACAAGGAGCAUCUGGUGGCGUAUACACGGCCUAUCAAGUUGGUUCAAACCGGUCUGUUGCUAUCAAACAGAUGAAUCUUGAGCAGCAACCCAAAAAGGAUCUCAUUAUCAAUGAGAUUCUUGUCAUGAAGGACAGCAAACACAAGAACAUCGUUAAUUUCAUGGACAGUUUCUUGCAUAGAGGCGAUCUUUGGGUUGUGAUGGAGUACAUGGAAGGUGGAAGUUUGACCGAUGUGGUUACCUUCAAUAUCAUGACGGAAGGCCAGAUUGCUGCAGUUUGUCGUGAGACUUUGCAAGGGUUGCAGCAUCUUCACUCGAAAGGCGUAAUCCAUAGAGAUAUUAAGUCUGAUAACAUCCUCCUGUCACUUGAGGGCCACAUCAAAUUGACCGACUUUGGUUUUUGCGCACAGAUAAAUGAAGCCAUGAUGAAACGUACUACAAUGGUUGGCACACCGUACUGGAUGGCGCCUGAGGUUGUCACUAGGAAGGAGUAUGGACGUAAGGUUGACAUCUGGAGUUUGGGGAUUAUGGCGAUCGAGAUGAUCGAGGGUGAGCCACCAUACUUGACAGAAUCGCCUUUGCGUGCGUUGUACUUGAUCGCGACAAACGGUACUCCUAGGCUCAAGGAACCAGAUCAAUUGUCGGUGGAGCUCAAGGACUUUUUACAUUCUGCGUUGGAAGUCAGCCCAGAUCGUAGGGCUUCUGCUGGAGAACUCCUUCAGGCAUCAUUCGUUCCUUCAAACUGCGGAUCCGUUGUCCAGUUUAGCGCCUCUUGUUAAGGCUGCGCGUCAAGCUAGAGCGCAAGAACGACAGAGGGGCUGAACGAUGUACCGCGAUUUAUCCUAUGAGCUCAUUUUCGACGGCGUCAGGCGGAUUGUAUGCAGAAAAAAAUAAUCAAAAAAAAAAAAAAAAGUGUUAUUAGCGAAGGGAACUGUUUAGCUGGUUGGUUGGCUGGCCUGUUAUGGUUGGAUAUUUGGGUAUUUUUUUUUACAUAGAAGACGGGUGGAAUUAUUUGACGGGGGUGGUGGGUAAUUCGGUUUCAUCUUUUAUGAUAUUUGUACUCCGAGGCUUUUUUUUCCCCUCUCGUCCUCCAUUC